Molecule: messenger RNA, 2210 nt
Organism: Patiria miniata (bat star)
Lineage: Eukaryota; Metazoa; Echinodermata; Asteroidea; Valvatida; Asterinidae
Product: SPRY domain-containing SOCS box protein 3-like
Exons: 4
Coding region: 1008-1637 (209 amino acids)
Biological process (GO): proteasome-mediated ubiquitin-dependent protein catabolic process
Cellular component (GO): SCF ubiquitin ligase complex
Molecular function (GO): protein binding
Source: RefSeq, a predicted model, not a curated record
UCAUUUGUGCGCAAAGUGAAAGCCAUUUUUCAGAGGGUUGCAGAUGUCCAAAAUCAGAAUAAAGGAGUUUUUCGACGAAACAUAACAAAAUAUAAAAUCCCUUGGGAGAAAAAAAUCAAGUUUUCAAGAGCACAGGGUAUGCAACUUUAAAUGUACGUAGAUCAUUUAGAAAAAAAAAGGUGUUUUUUUUUCAUCAAUGUGAAAUAAUGCUUGUGUGGCUGAAGAUUUGUUAACAGAUUUUGGGUACUCCUCUAACUCUUGAACUUCUUAUGAAAGUUUUUCUACCAUCUCCAAUAUUUCACUACAUCAACCUUUGCUCUGGGCGCAGUGGUUGCUUAACCAUCGAUCCUUCCACCUUCAUUAGAUUUAAUAAACAUUCACCUAUCCCAGAAAUAUAAAAAUCUUUCAAUUGGUCUAUUUCUUGUGACUCUACUGCAUGUUUACCAGGGGCUUCCUCUAGCGUCUAACACAGGUGAAGUGGAAUCGCUCUGAUCUGAUCUUUUUCCUUUCGUCGACAAAGAAAAUCGUGGAGAUUCACAAUGUGGUUAUCCUGAUUGAAAGAAGUAGCCACUACUCCCAAACCACUGAGGGCUAGAUGCGAUUGCAAGGCAGGCAGAGGAUCAACCACUUCUGAAUCGCCGGGUCAAGUUAGAUUCUUCAUCGAGUAGCUUGAGGUCAAAGGUGAACGUGGUGAAAGGGUAUCGCGGGGCCUUCACAUCCCAACAGCAAGAAACCCUUCAUGAAGCCAACUAGUUGAAGCACUUAGCCUGAUCAUGCUGAUCAUCAAACUUCUUCAAAAGAACAACAGUUCCAAAGACCAAUUUCCCGGAUGUCAUCUCCUUCAUACACAGGAGACUCAACCAUACUGCACAUCCAGAGAAACUUGAGUCCUCUGUCCAGCACACUGCUGCAAUCAUGGUACACAAGCAUUACGACCAACCGACAAUGCCGUAACCUCUGUUUCCAUGGUGGGCUCUGCCUUGAGCUGUUUCACCAAAAUGUAAUCGAUGAAGUUGAAACCAUUCUGUCAUUGGUACAGUAUGGUGCGUGAUCCCGUGGAGGAUAGUACAGGCACUGCGGGUGUGCGGGGAACACAGGGAUUCCACGAGGGAGAGUUUUACUGGGAAGUGAUCUUCACGGAGCCAGCGUUCGGCACGGCAGUCAUGGUCGGGGUAGGAACCCAGAAAGCACUGCUGCAUACCACCAACUACCAGUACAUCAACAUGCUAGGCAUGGAUGACCAGAGCUGGGGGCUGUCCUACAAGGGCACCCUGUGGCACAAAGGGACGUGCCGACAGUACUGCAAGCCCUUCUACGAGAACAACACCAGGAUAGGAGUACUGCUGAACCUGUACGCCGGUACGCUGACGUACUUCAAGAACGGAGUCAACUUGGGUGUGGCAUUUAAAGAUCUGCACCGAGUCGGCGAGGAGCUGUACCCGCUAGCCUGUUCCACAGCCGCCGAGACCGAGCUAGAACUCGGAGUACGCAGCUCACGCAAACUACGCCUGCAGGACAAAUGCUUCUCCACCAUCCUCCAGCACAUCGGCCGCAACGAUAACGACAUAGAUAUACUACCCCUCCCGCUUACAAUGAAGCAUGCACUCAAAGAAGAUAGACAUAAUGCUUGUCCUUAAUAAUAAUAACCAGUGGGAAAGAAUGUUGUAUCCAGACGCCACUUCUUUGGUUGUGUACAAAGUCUAUGGAGAGUCGAGUGCAUUUUCAAAGUAUUUUGUAACAAAAUUAGGAAUGUUUCUCAAUCCCGGGUUCAAGUCUUUUCAACAUUUUUGCAAUGACUGACUGUUACAAAGAUAAUAUAUGAUGAAAAAAAUGGCGUCAGGAUGCAACAUUCUCUCCAACCGUUGCUAUAUAUCCAAAGAUGUUUGAAAUAUAUGUAGAAUCUCAAUAAGUGUACAAAGAAUUAUAAGAAAUAUACGCAAUAUAACGGCAUUUAAAUGCUUUGGAAUGUUCUCUUUUUUAUUUAGUAUUUUUGAGAAGAAAAACCUUGUGAAAAUAUUUAAAAGACAAAAAAAUAAGAAAAUGAGUUCAGUAUUUUAGGUUUAGUUUCUUUAUUCCUUGAAAAUAAAUGUAUAGUCUUGUUACUUUUUUUUCACUAAAACAGAGCACCAUUUGUUGUGCUGACUGGUUUUUUAUUGAAAGGCAAGAACAGAAGUUUGGAAGUUUUAAUUAAUAAAUGUUCAGGUCUUCAA